AUGGAUCCCAUAUUGAUAAAUGCUCAAGUCCAGCUAUGGAGUGCAAAGGCAGGAAUGUCCAAGACAAGAAAUGCACUCAUUGAAGCAUGUAUAGGAAAAAGAGAAGUUAAACUUAUUCUCUAUUUCAACACUGGAAAGAUUAAGACUUUGCAACUAUACAAUAAUAUUAAAAGUGUGGUCCUUCAAACCUAUGGCGAAGACCAGAAUUACCUACAUUUGACUUUUAAAAAUAACGAUUUCUUGUUUGUUGAGAAACUCACCACCACAGAUGCCAGAAGACUGAAGAGAUUCCUAGACAAAAUCUAUCAAGGUGGUAUUCAGCCAGCCAGAAGUGAUGAGAGAUGUGAUGAGCCUAGCACAAGCGCACAUGGGGUGAAUGGCUCUCCACCACUGGAAGUUCAUGCGAAUGCAAGUAGUAAGUGCUUUGAAUCACCCAAAGGAAGUGAAAUGUGCAUGUUUCGUGAGUUGUCUUUGCUUCCAUCCUCAUCGACCUCACUUCACAGUGUAGGAUUAUUGGAAACCCAACUCAUAAAGAGGAAAAGAUUUUUACCUGAUUUAGCAAAGAAUGAAAAACAGAGCGACCUGAAGGGAAAUAUCAGGGAAUUUGAGGCAAAUUUAGUAGUGUGUAUAUCUAAUGAAACAGGAAAAGAAAGGAAUGUAAGAGCAAUAGAAAUCAAUAAUCCAGGGCUUGGAUUUCCAUUUGAGACCAACUAUCCUGAAGAUAGUGGUGUGGAUGUUCGUGAUCUUAAUGAUCUCAUUACAAAAUUAUUUUCACCAGUUCUGUUGGAAACACGCUGUAUUGAGAACGGCCUAGAGUGGCAUGACUAUAUGAAGACAUACUUGCUUCACCCAGAGAAAUCGUGGCAAGGCCUGCCUAAUGUGGGAAAUACUUGCUAUAUAAAUGUUGUAUUACAGUCUCUAUGCUCAAUACCACUGUUUAUUAAUGAUUUAUUCAACCAGGGUUUCCCAUGGAUUAAAGCUCCCAAAGAUGAUUUUAACAUGCGCUUGAUGCAGCUGCUUGUUUUGAAAGAUAUUUACAAUGCAAGAGUUAGACAGAGAUUACUUAUAGGUAUUACAAGAGCCCUCCCUAUAUUUGGAGAGAUAUUUACUGCUGACAGGCAGAAUGAUGCUCAUGAGUUUUUAAGUCUCUGUUUAGUUCAGUUGAAGGAGACUUUCCAAAGAGUAACCAUGAUGUGGCAGUCUGAAAAUGAGUCGGGAGAUUUUUAUUUACUUAAAGAUAUUUUUGCUGAUUAUGCUACUAUCAACAAAAUGCCCAUUUGUCCUGUUACUAAUAAUUUUGAAUUUGAGUUGCUAAGCUCCAUUUUUUGUAAAGCUUGUGGCCUGACUCUUUUUAAGGGAGAACCAAGUAGAUACCUUUCUGUCAACAUUCCCCAAGGAGGGAAAGACAUGUCUAUCCAGUCCACUUUAGAUCUUUUCUUUAGGGCAGAGGAGCUUGAGCAUAGGUGUGAACGGUGUUUGUACAACAAAUCUGUUUCAUUGCACAGGUUUGGCCGGCUACCCAGGGUUAUUAUUGUUCAUCUGAAACGCUACAUCUUUAGUGAGUCAUGGGUAAUGAAGAAGGAUGAGCAGCCCGUCCUUGUUUCCAAAUACUUAAGCCUGUCUUGUCAUUGUAACAGAAGCACAAAACCACCCCCACCCCUUCGCCCAAGUGAACAUGCUAAGAAUCUUGACUUAUUAAAACCCUUUGAAGUGUUGGGCUCCGAAAUACUCAAAUUGCCUUUUAAUUCAGUGAGGACCUCUAGAUCCCAGGGUGUCUCAACUGUAAACAUCAUGUCAAACAGUGAGUCAGAAACAGAAAGUGGGAAGAGGGUCUCUGAAGUGUUGAGUGGAAAAGUGCAGCAGGAAAAUCCAGGGAAAGGUGACACAGCAAAUAUAGUUGGGUCAGAACUUACAAAGGAGACUGAGAAACUCAAGAAACAUGAGAAAGAGCAUAUACCUAGUCAUUUAGAUUCUGAUAGUAUCAGUGAGGCCCAAAAGUACCGACAGGCUGAGAAAUGUAAUGAAGGGAGAAGUGAUAAGCAGAUUUCUCUAGAGGCACUUACUCAAAGCCAUCCAAAACCAGUCUCCCAGGAACAGACAGAAAACCGUGGGGAAGCUACACUGUCACAUACCCAGAACGGUAGUCAGGGUUCACAGGGCUCAUCAGAUUCCAGGAAGAGCCCCAGACGCAGUGAUGUUCUCAAUAAGAAGGCAAAGCCUACAAGCAAGGUGAAUCCAGGAAAGUUAAAUAAGAAAGAUAAUGUUUACAGGCUUGUUAGCAUUAUCAACCAUAUUGGGAACAGUCCCAAUGGAGGCCACUAUAUCAGUGAUGCCUUUGACUUCAAGAGGCAGAGUUGGUUCACCUACAGUGAUCUACAUGUAACAAAAAUGCAAGAGGACUUUGUAUAUAGGGGUAGGAGUUCUACUGGGUAUGUGUUCUUUUACAUGUAUAAUGACAUCUUUGAAGAGCUCUUGGCAAGGGAAACUCAGUCCACCAGCACAUCCAAGGGUUAG
This is a messenger RNA of Mus pahari (shrew mouse), 2514 nucleotides long. RefSeq names its product ubiquitin specific peptidase 26 (gene Usp26). Lineage: Eukaryota; Metazoa; Chordata; Mammalia; Rodentia; Muridae. Gene Ontology annotation, molecular function: cysteine-type endopeptidase activity; cysteine-type deubiquitinase activity. Gene Ontology annotation, biological process: G1/S transition of mitotic cell cycle; protein deubiquitination. Gene Ontology annotation, cellular component: cytosol; nucleus. The transcript has a single exon. The record is from RefSeq and is a predicted model, not a curated record. Bases 1 to 2514 code for a protein of 837 amino acids.